Molecule: messenger RNA, 1572 nt
Organism: Scedosporium apiospermum
Lineage: Eukaryota; Fungi; Ascomycota; Sordariomycetes; Microascales; Microascaceae
Exons: 7
Coding region: 1-1572 (523 amino acids)
Source: RefSeq, a predicted model, not a curated record
AUGAAGCUUUCCAGCUCCCUUCUUGUGGCCCUCCUGGCCACUGAGGCCAUGGGUACUUGGGCAUCCAAUGCUGCGUACAACAAGUGGGAUGCGACCGAGCUCGAUCGAUGGUUGGCCGAUCACAACAUCCCACACCCCACACCCGCCGACCGAAAGGAUCUCGAAAGGCUCGUGGCGGAAAACUGGAACCAGGUCGUCUCCCCAUACCACGAUUGGGAUGCCGAAAAGCUCCAGACCUUCCUUGAAUCCAAGGGCCAAGAGGUCGGGCAAGACACCAAGGCCAGCAAGGACACGCUCAUCGACCGUGUCAAAGCUGCCUGGUACGAGACGGAGGACAAUGCCCAGCAGGCGUGGACCAAUGUUAAGGAGUGGAUUUUUGACACCUGGUCGGAUAGCCAGCUCAAGGCUUUCUGUGACAAGCAUGAUAUCCCCGUUCCCCAGCCGCGACCCCGUGACGUCACUCUCGAGAAGAUUCGCUCUCAUUAUGAUACUGUUGCCCGGAAGGCUGGAGAAACUGCUGCGUAUCCGGGUGAUUGGCUCUAUGAAACCUGGUCCGCUUCCGACCUGAAGAAGUGGCUCGAUGAGCAUGGCAUUUCGCGCGACGAGCUGAUCGCCGCCGUUCGACGCAACUCCCGACUCGUCUAUCUUAAGCUGCGGGAUGCCGCCUCCACCGCUUCCGAGGCUGCCAAGUCUGCUUUCUCCGAUCUGUCCGACUCAAUUCUCGACACCUGGUCCGAAUCUCAGCUAAAGGAGUUCCUUGACGAGAAUGGCAUCGCCGUUCCCCAAGGUACUAAGACCAAUGAACUCCGCGCUCUUAUCCGCAAACACCGUGCCCAAGUCCUCGGCGAGGACGCCGCUGGUAAGCUCGGUGCUGCCACUUCUAGCGCCGGUAACGAGUUUGCCAAGGCCACCGAUAGCGCUGCCCUGAAGUUACAAGAUGCCUUUAAUAAGGCUACCGAACUCUGGUCGCAUAGUCGUCUCAAGGCCUUCCUCGAUGCCCGUGGCAUUGGCAUCCCUCAGGGCUCGAAUACUGACGAGGUCCGCGAUCUCGUUCGCAAGCACGCUCACAGUGCCAUUGGAGGUUGGACUUUUGAUGACUGGUCAUUGGAGAACCUUAAGAAAUAUCUCCUUUCCAGCGGAGAUGCGAAAGCCCAAGCAGCCGCUGAGAAGGCUACUGCAACCCGAAACGAUCUCCUCACCGCCGCUCAGUCUGCUUACAGCUCGGCCUCCUCUGCAGGUGGUGAUAAGUGGAGCUCUGCCACUAGCUACCUCGCCCAGGCUACCGCCGACGCCAAGCACAGAACCUUUGAGACCUGGAGCGAGAGCGAACUCAAGUCCUACCUUGAUUCCUACGGCGUCUCUGUGCCUCAGGGAUCUAAACCCGAUGACCUCCGCGCCGAGGCUCGGAAACAGUUCACCUACUUCAAGUACGGCACCAGCAGCCCGGGCGGGACCAUCCUCGAGCAGCUUAGUGAGAAUUUCUGGUCUGCCUGGGACUGGGCCACCAAGCAGUUUGAAAAGGCUAUUGAGGGAGCCGAGAAGAGGGUUCAGGGGCUUCGGCAGGAGUUGUAA